UCUACUGCUACAGGAUGCAUCCGUAUGCCAACUGCACCCUAUCCAAAAUCGACCCUUGUUCGUCUCCUGCGAAGUAUUAUUUCCUGUUUAGAGAGAGAGGGAGGAGAGAGAAAGAGAGCAAACAAUGGCGAUGAGCAUCUCCUGCCCUCACACCUGUAAUGCUACCACACACCCAUCUUCCGCUACACAAAUAGGGUUUAAAUCUUCUCUCUCAAUUUCAAGCUUCAAAAAAGGGAGAGUGCAGCUGCCAGUUAAUAAGCCAUCUUCUCUCACUAGAAACUUCUCCAUUCGUUGCCAGCAGCAAGUCACAAUCCCUGCUGAGCAGAGAUGGAUGUAUGAGCCUGAUGAAAUCAAUGGCCCUGACAUUUGGAACAGGACUUGGUAUCCUAAAGCUGCAGAUCAUGAGAACUCAAAGAAGACAUGGUAUAUAGUCGAUGCCACUGACAAAAUUUUGGGAAGGCUAGCAUCUACAAUUGCCAUUUAUAUUCGAGGGAAAAAUUUACCGACCUACACCCCUAGUGUAGACAUGGGAGCUUAUGUCAUUGUGGUGAAUGCAGAAAAAGUCGCUGUUUCUGGCAAGAAGAGGAUGCAAAAACUAUAUAGAAGGCAUUCAGGAAGGCCUGGUGGAAUGAAGGUGGAAACAUUUGAUCAACUCCAAAAUAGAAUUCCAGAGCGAAUAAUCGAGCAUGCUGUUCGUGGAAUGCUUCCUAAGGGGAGGUUGGGGAGGGCCCUCUUCACACACCUCAAGGUUUACGAAGGACCGGAUCACCCACAUGAAGCACAACAGCCAAUUGAUCUACCUUUAAGGGACAAGAGGAUACAAGUCCAAAAGUGAUUGCACAUUGGGACAUAAGAUGACAAAACCAGCAAAUGCUCUUGUGCUUGCCCCUUUCCCUACUCCAUCCCUAACCUAGCUCUAGCCCCUUCCCCUAUCCCAUCCCUAACCUCCCUCCACCCCCUUCCCAUACCCCCUCCCCCCAAAUUUUUAUGUAUGUGCUUGUGUGGAUAACAUGUGGGACUUUUUUUCUACAAUUUUGUAUGCAUCCUAUUGCCAGCACAAUGACCAUUUGCUUAUCAGUUUAUUAAAGUAUGCAAAAUUUGUUAAUGAAUAGCGUUUGGCAAGUAGAAGCUGGAAUCAGGAUUGGAAAUCCC
Molecule: messenger RNA, 1152 nt
Organism: Amborella trichopoda
Lineage: Eukaryota; Viridiplantae; Streptophyta; Magnoliopsida; Amborellales; Amborellaceae
Product: Ribosomal protein L13 family protein
Biological process (GO): negative regulation of translation; translation
Cellular component (GO): ribosome; cytosolic large ribosomal subunit
Molecular function (GO): mRNA binding; structural constituent of ribosome
Source: RefSeq, a predicted model, not a curated record